Molecule: messenger RNA, 1101 nt
Organism: Ostreobium quekettii
Lineage: Eukaryota; Viridiplantae; Chlorophyta; Ulvophyceae; Bryopsidales; Ostreobiaceae
Source: the annotation of a GenBank genome assembly
AUGGCGGAGCGCAAGGUGCUCAACAAGUACUACCCGCCGGACUUCGAUCCGGCGGCGAUCCCCCGCAGCAGGCUGCCCAAGGACCGGCAGAUGAAGGUGCGCAUGAUGCUGCCCAUGUCCCUGCGGUGCAAGACCUGCGGCAACUACAUGUACAAGGGAACGAAGUUCAACUCCCGGAAGGAGGACGUGGAGGGCGAGGACUACCUGGGGAUCACGCUGUACCGGUUCUACUUCCGGUGCUCCCACUGCUCUGCGGAGGUGACCAUGAAGACGGACCCCAAGAACUCGGACUACGAGGUGGAGCACGGCGCCUCGAGGAAUUAUGAGCCUUGGAGGGAGAAGGAGAUGGCCGCGGAGCAGUCCAAGAAGAUGCGGGAGGAGGAGGAGAAGGGCAAUGCCAUGAAAGCCCUGGAGAACCGGACGAUCGACAGCAAGCGGGAGAUGGACGUCCUGGCCGCGCUGGACGAGCUCAAGAGCCUGAACGCUAGGAAGGGGAAGCUCAGCCAUGACGAGAUCCUGGUGGCUUUGAAGAAUCAGAAGGAUGCAGAGGACGCGCCUGGAGAAGAAGUGGAGGACGAGGAGGCCGUGAAGGCGCUAUUUCAAAGGGAGAGGCUGAGUCAGGUGAAGAGGCUGAAAGAUGACAGUGACAGCGACAGCGGGGAGAGGGCCAAGCGCAAUAGGACAGGCCAGCCCAGCAGCAGCACGGGCGCCAUGACGCCCACCCAGGCUCGCCCAGGGGACCCGGAGAGUAUGUGGGAUCGGAAUCUGGUGGGGAGCUUGACUUGCCCACCGCCCAAGAGGAAGUCGCUUGCAUGGACGCCACAGUUCAAGGUAAGGAGGAAGACAGAGGGCCCACCACUUGUGCGUGGUGUGGGGAAAGGGAAUGAAGAGAAUGGGAACGCGACGAAGAGUGUUGAGGGAGAUGAGGAUGGACUGCAGAAAGAGCCUCAUGCUGGUGCAACAAGCAAGAAGAGAGAUAGGGAAGAAGAUGGGAUUGAUGGGUCAACCAAAGAGGUCAAGAUUGGUGGGGGCUCAGACAGUGAUUCUGGGAAACUGGGUUUGGCGUUUUUGGUAAAUUACAGUGACAGUGGAGGAGAGUAG